Cucurbita pepo subsp. pepo (vegetable marrow) is the source of this 1827-nucleotide messenger RNA. Lineage: Eukaryota; Viridiplantae; Streptophyta; Magnoliopsida; Cucurbitales; Cucurbitaceae. The record is from RefSeq and is a predicted model, not a curated record.
AUCUCCUCCUCACAAAGCUCAAAGCCUCCUUGCCUUCUGCAUCUCUCGUUCCUGAGCCAUGGAUCCUUGGCUCUACUAAUUAUCUUUCUUUGUUUGGAAAUUUUCCAAGGAAUUCCUGGUGUUUCUCUAUAUUUAUUCCGCCAUUGACGAAGAUUUCAGAAGAAGCGUGGAUGUUGUAAUGGAAGCGAAAGGCGGUAAGAAAAAGUCGAGCAGUAGUAGUAGUAGUAGCAAGAGUAGUAAAAGGCAACAAUACGAAGCUCCUCUUGGUUACAUUAUUGAAGACGUUCGUCCUCACGGUGGUAUUGAAAAGUUCCGAUCUGCUGCGUAUUCCAACUGCAUGAGGAAGCCAUCUUGAUACCUUUGUGCACCAAAAAAGGAGGUGUCUCUGUAGAUUACAACUUCCGAUUUCGAUUUUGCUUUAGUGAUCUUAAUUAGGGCCAAUUUCUUGUUCAAUCUGAGAACAGAAACGUUCCAAGUUUCUUUCGUUUGCUUUUGUUGAUUUUCCUGUUGUUGUGAGGUACUUCGAUUGUGUUCAACCAUGACUGUGUGCACCAAACUGACAGACGCAUCGGUGCAUCCGGCACCGGAACAACCUCCAUCUCCAAUCGGUUUCGAAGGCUUCGAAAAACGUCUAGAAAUUACAUUCUCCGAGCCGCCUAUCUUCCAGGAUCCUGAAGGACUCGGUCUCCGAGCCUUGACUCGAACUCAACUCGAUUUAAUCCUCGAACCUGCUUGCUGUACUAUCGUAUAUCGUCUCUCCAACUCCGAAUUUGAUUCUUACGUCCUCUCCGAAUCGAGCCUCUUCGUUUAUCCACGAACAAUCAUUCUCAAAACUUGCGGCACCACCAAGCUUCUCCUCUCCAUUCCGAUGAUUCUCCAACUCGCUGAUUCGCUCUCACUCGCCGCCGUCGCCGUGAAAUACUCCCGUGGAACCUUCAUCUUCCCCGACUAUCAACCUGCUCCUCACCGGAGCUUCUCCGAGGAAGUUACCGCACUGAAUGUCUACUUUGGUCAUUUCCACUCAGAGGCUUACGUGAUCGGCGAUCCGGCCGUUCCAAAUCGCAACUGGCAUAUCUACUCGGCCGUGAAAUCGCAUUCGUAUAUGAACCGUACUCGUACGGAUAUGGUUACUCUGGAGAUUUGUAUGACGGGCUUGAACAAAGAGAAGGCCGCGGUGUUUUGUAAAAAAUCUGGAGGCGACUCAUCGGCGGAUAAAAUGACGAAAAUGUCCGGAAUCUCUGAGAUUAUUCCGAAUCACACCAUCUGCGACUUUGAAUUCGAUCCGUGUGGAUACUCGAUGAACGGGAUUGAAGGUGCAGCGUACUCUACGGUGCACGUGACUCCAGAGGAUGGUUUCAGCUACGCCAGCUACGAGGCUAUGGGCUUUGACACAACGGAGCUGCCGUUCUCCCAGCUGGCGAACCGGGCGCUCCGAUGCUUUUCUCCGGCGGAAUUCUCAAUUGCCGCCACGUGCGGCAGUAGCUCCCUAAUGUGGACCGUUGAUUGUGAUGCACUAGAGGGGUACACGUGUGACAACGUGGUGAAGCAGGAGCUGCCAGGUGGCGAGUGGCUAGUUUACCGUACAUAUACCGUCGACAGAAGGCCCGCCGAGCCCCAACCGUGCAAGGCGCCGCUGAUACAGUGCUGGAAGGAAGCCGCCGAUGCGGCGGAGGAAAAGGCGGUGCUCUGCCGUAUGCCGUCUGCCUAGGAAGAAUGUUGUAGAGCUAGAAAUCUUUUCAUACAUCUCUAGCGUUACAGGGCAGUGAUGUGACUGAGUCACAGCUAGGUUUUUUCCUGUUUGUUUUUAAUAAGCAAUUGCAACUUCUG